This is a messenger RNA of Anisakis simplex (herring worm), 1023 nucleotides long. NCBI's taxonomy places the organism in Eukaryota, Metazoa, Nematoda, Chromadorea, Rhabditida, Anisakidae. The record is from the annotation of a GenBank genome assembly.
AUGAAGAGCGCCGAGAAUUAUCCAAAUUUCGAUUCUGAUAUUAGCAAAGCGAAAUAUCAAGAAGCCGAAUCAUUCAGACGACUUGCCUUCUUCGGUGUUUUUCUCUCAACGAUUGCCGCUCUAACAAGCAUAAUUGCCGUUCCAGCACUUUACGGUUACAUGCAAAGGGUACAAUCUAAACUACAGGUUCGUUGCUGUUCAUUUUCAUGUCUGGAAGCUGAUUAUUGUAAAUCGACAACCGGCACCAUGUGGCAACAAUUCGCAAGAGCGCAAGCUCACAAAGGUGUUGUUGAAAGACUGAAACCUCAAACAGGCAUGGAAGCUUUCCUAAUCGGUACGACCACAUCUCAAAAAGCCAGUCAAGAUCGCGUCAAACGAAGUAGUAGUGGCUAUGAAUCGUUCGCAGCAAGAACGCGAUAUGUACGACAAGUGCGUGAUCCGUCAUGUGCGUGUAAGAUUGGACCGGCUGGUCCGCCUGGUCCUCCGGGUAUUGAUGGUCGAGAUGGAAAGGACGGUGAACCGGGAAUCAACGGUAAAGACGGACGAGAUGCCGAACCAACUGAGCUUCCAAAGCCAGAAGACUUCUGCUUUGAAUGCCCUGAAGCACCUGCUGGACCACCAGGAAGGCAUGGACCUAAAGGACCGAGAGGACGUCCUGGUGAGCGGGGCGAGCCAGGUCUGAAUGGCAAUCCCGGUGCUACUGGAGCUCCAGGACCACAAGGACCACCUGGGCCGCCUGGAGCACCCGGACAAAGAGGACCGCAAGGCGAGCCUGGAAUCGUUGAAGGUAUAGUUGGUCCUCCAGGACCACCAGGUCCACCAGGUGUGCGUGGGCCAGAUGGAGAGAGAGGCGAAGAUGGCAAACCCGGCCCAGUUGGUCCCGAAGGUCCCGAAGGAGAUCCUGGACGCGAUGGACCGCCCGGAAACGAUGGACCACCCGGAGAUCAAGGCGAAGCUGGCGUUAAAGGUCGCGGAGGAUCAUGUGAUCACUGCCCGAUCCCUCGAACGGCGCCUGGGUAUUGA